Lindgomyces ingoldianus is the source of this 921-nucleotide messenger RNA. RefSeq lists its product as uncharacterized. The transcript has a single exon. Bases 1 to 921 code for a protein of 306 amino acids. NCBI's taxonomy places the organism in Eukaryota, Fungi, Ascomycota, Dothideomycetes, Pleosporales, Lindgomycetaceae. The record is from RefSeq and is a predicted model, not a curated record.
AUGCAAGCUACCCAAGACUAUGGUGUAUGGACAUCGACCUUAAUUGACCUACAUAACCAGAGGGGUUAUCUCGAGGGCUUGCUGUCUACGACAAGUAUCAAGCUCAACGCUUUACGGGACAAACAGACUCGAAUCGAGCGUGCUCUGGGCCUGAAUCCGAGCCCACGCCUGAAGAAGAAGCAGAUUCUGCACAACUGGUGGCGAACGGACAAGACAAUCAAGACUUGCGAGAACGAGGAAAGAACGAUUUUGGACUGUCUGCAAGUCUGUAUCAGCAAUAUCCACACCCUUGAGGCAAUCGUCUUCUCAGGAGACAACUCCUCGGCGGCGGCGGGGCAUAGCCCUAGUGCCUCCCAAUGCUCGAUUCCGAUGAUGACCAUGACGGACAUAGUCUGGAAUGGAUGGACAGACGCCGGAGACUUGACCCCGUUCCGCAAACGACGCGAAAAACUAACAGUACUGAACGAGAUCCUACCAGAAGUGUGUGUCGAGGAGCACGACAUCGACGGUCUAAUCAUGCAGACGGUUUCGCUUCCCCCACGCAGCGGUUCUCCCCCAGCACCCCUCUCUGCCCUACCACCGGCGCCGCCCAACACGGCAUACCGCCAAUACCAGCACUCUGCGCUCAGUCCGGAAGCAGCGCCCUUCGAGCCCAGUAUUACGCACGGCAUUCACGACGAUGACGAGAAGCCAGUGGUGGAGCUGGACAAACUCAGCAUCACGGGGCUGCAGGCGCCGAAACAGGUGCAGAAGCGGCGUUUCUCAGACGCAGCCAUCAACCACGUCUUCCAGCGUCUGUCGGACAAUCGGCCCAGUGUGGAUCGCACGCGCGACAGCACAAGCUGGGGUCCGGAUUGGACAUUUCGCAACAAUGACAUUGCUCCCAGGGAUGUGAAAGUAGAGCGGACUAACUCGAUGUGA